GCCCGCCUGGCGGCAUCUGUGAUCGCCGCGGCUCUUCGGAGAAACGGCUUCCGCGGCGCAUCUUGCAGCAACAACCGUCAAUAGAGAUAGAUUUCAGUAGCAAUCAAAACCAGUUUCCUGGCUGUGAACUCUAGUGGAAACGGAUUGCCUUUAGAAGUUGUGGGUACUCCGUCCCUGGAGGCUUUUCAGAAAAGACUGGGCAGCCAUUUUGAGCGGCUGGCGGACAGAUGGACGACAGUGAGGAAACCGUCGACCUGAAGACUCCCGGAUUCCUGGAACCGUGUGUUUCCUUCCUGGAAGCAGCCCCUGACAUUUCGGGUUUCCGCAAAGUAGAAGGGAUCUGUGAGAUCCAACACGGAUCGGUGGGUCUGCCCAGCAUGAUCCCUGUGCUGGAAGAAGGCCAUCCCGUCGUCGAAGGGACGUCUUACAUAUGCUCUGAUUGCGGGAGGAGUUUCUGCAGCAUCUCCAGCCUGAUCAACCAUCAAAAGCGAAACCACUCGGGGGAAAAGCCCUACAAGUGCGCAGACUGCGGGAGGAGCUUUCAUCAGAGCUCGGAUCUCGUGAAACACGAGAGGAUCCACACAGGAGAGAAGCCCUAUAAGUGCACUGUGUGCGAGAAGCGGUUCAACCAACGCUCCUACCUGAUCGUACACGAACGCUUCCACACGGCGGAGAAGCCGUACAAGUGCUUCCUCUGUGGGAAAAGUUUCUGCUCCAACGCCCACCUCAUGACCCACCAGAGGACCCACACGGGGGAACGGCCCUAUCAGUGUCCCGAGUGCGGGAAGCGUUUCACCACCAGCUCCAACUUCGUCAACCACAAAAAGACCCACACGGAAGAAAAACCUUACAACUGCUCCCUCUGCGAGAAGAGCUUCAAGCGCAGCUCGAACCUGAUCCAGCACGAGAGGACCCACACGGGCGAGAAGCCGUAUACCUGUCUCACGUGCGGGGAGAGUUUCGCGUCCAAUUCGGGCCUCGUGAAACACCAGCGGAGCCACACGGGGGAGAGGCCUUACAAAUGCUCGUACUGCGGGAAGUGUUUCAGCCAGAGCAUGAUCCUCACCCAGCACGAGAGGACUCACACGGGCGAGAAACCCUGCAAAUGCCCGGCCUGCGGGAAAAGCUUUCGCUCCAGCUCGGAUCUCGUGAAGCACAAAAGGAUCCACACGGGGGAGAAACCCUACAAAUGCUCCCUGUGUGGGAAAAGCUUCACCACCAGUUCGGAUGUGGUGAAGCAUGAACGGACCCACACGGGAGAGAAGCCUUACAAAUGCGGCACUUGUGGGAAAAGCUUCAGCCAGAGCGCGCACCUCAUGCAGCACCAGAGAAUCCACACGGGGGAGAAACCCUACUCCUGUCUGAUUUGCGGCAGGUGUUUCACCUGCAGCGCGCACUUAGUGGUCCACAAACGGACCCACAAAGACGGGGAGGUGUUAAAAGUAUAACCGUAGGUGUUGUCUCAUGCUGGUGGCUUGCAUUUACUAGCAGGCCUGCUCUGUGUGUGUGUGUGUGAGGGAGAGACAGACAGAGCCAAGAUGCUAUCCGGAGACAAAACUUAAUCCCAAGUUUUGUCUGCUGCCACGAAGCCAGAUAUCUCUAAACCUAACUAGAAUCCAGAAUAGAGGACGAUAGGAAAAAAUGACCUUAGUAAUGGGUCUGUUUUUAUUAUGCAUG
This is a messenger RNA of Notechis scutatus (mainland tiger snake), 1677 nucleotides long. Lineage: Eukaryota; Metazoa; Chordata; Lepidosauria; Squamata; Elapidae. The record is from RefSeq and is a predicted model, not a curated record.